Molecule: messenger RNA, 1320 nt
Organism: Erythranthe guttata (spotted monkey flower)
Lineage: Eukaryota; Viridiplantae; Streptophyta; Magnoliopsida; Lamiales; Phrymaceae
Product: uroporphyrinogen-III synthase, chloroplastic-like
Biological process (GO): uroporphyrinogen III biosynthetic process
Cellular component (GO): chloroplast
Molecular function (GO): uroporphyrinogen-III synthase activity
Source: RefSeq, a predicted model, not a curated record
UUAAUUAGUGGGACUGUAAAUUAAAUUAGUGAUAUUUGGAGGAAGAAAAAGCUGUAAUGGAGUAGCUAACACUAAAAUCACAAAAGCAAAACCUCCAUCCAACACUUACAACGAAAAUGGUGUCUCCGUUUUCUCUCACUACUCUCUCUCAUAUUCCUCCUCCGGCAAUUCUGCGGCCUUCUUCUCCCCGGCGGUCUCUGAACGGAAGAAUUUCUCUCAAAGUCGCUUCAGCUUCAGCCGAUUACGCCUCUCCUAAAGUUGUAGUCACGAGAGAACGCGGCAAAAACGGCACGCUCAUUAAUGCUUUGGAAACUCGUGGAAUUGACUGCCUAGAGCUCCCUCUUAUCGAACAUAAUCAGUUGCCUGAUUUUCACAAGCUUUCUUCUAUAUUGAGCAGCACUUCAUUUGACUGGAUCAUCAUAACUUCCCCUGAAGCAGGUGUUACAUUUCUCGAUGCUUGGAAUGCUGCAGGAACCCCAAAAGUUAGGGUUGGAGUUGUUGGAGCUGGUACAGCAAGUAUAUUCGAGAAAAUUGUGCCAUCCUCAAAGCAAAGCCUCAAUGUGGCUUUUGUUCCAUCAAAAGCUACUGGCACUGUUUUGGCAGCUGAGCUUCCAAACUACUGUAAUGCAAGGAGCAGUGUUUUGUAUCCUGCUUCAGCAAAAGCUAGCAAUGAGAUUGAUGAAGGACUUGCAAAGCGUGGAUUGAGUACUAGAUUAAAUACUUAUACCACGGAACCUAUUAGUCAUGUGGAUCAAAUGGUUUUAGAAGAGGCACUAACUGCUCCUGUGAUAGCUGUAGCUUCACCUUCUGCAGUACGUGCUUGGGUUAGUCUACUGCCAGAAUCACAAAAGUGGGAUAACGCUGCUGCGUGUAUCGGUGAGACAACUGCUUUAGCUGCUAGAAAGUUGGGCUUACGAAAUGUUUACUUCCCGUCAAAUCCUGGCCUUGAAGGGUGGGUUACUAGCAUUUUAGAAGCCCUCCAAGUCAACAACCAGUUGCACAAGGUCUAAGAGUUGAAAAACGACAGUUUCGCCCUCUUGACUUGGACGUUGAGUUUUUGGUCGUCUGAGGUAAGUCGAAGGCUGAAUUUUAGCAAUGACACUGUAGAUGGGCAAAUUGGUCUUAACUAAUAUAUACUUGUAGUUACUGAUUCGAGUGUAUAUAAACUCGCUCUUAUUUUUAUGCAUACUGCAUAAAGUACUUGUGUAUAAUUAUUGUCGGUUUCUUUCAUAGGAUGCUCUUUCUUAAACAAAUCCCGAAUGCUCAUUUGUCCCACCAAACCUUCGAUCCCGAGUUUAAUAUCACGCUUUCUUCUUUUAA